Molecule: messenger RNA, 543 nt
Organism: Priapulus caudatus
Lineage: Eukaryota; Metazoa; Priapulida; Priapulimorpha; Priapulimorphida; Priapulidae
Product: nucleoside diphosphate-linked moiety X motif 6-like
Exons: 4
Coding region: 1-543 (180 amino acids)
Molecular function (GO): ADP-ribose diphosphatase activity; NADH pyrophosphatase activity; NAD binding
Source: RefSeq, a predicted model, not a curated record
AUGCGAGGAGAAAACGGCAAUGCUUGCCAGUGGUCCCGUCGGCCUGUGGACGGUUUCCGAGCAACUAUUUACCCGAUCUAUGCACUAUCAGGUUGGGUGCGGCAGCCAAAUAUUUUGAAAGUACCAGGAGGGCUGUCAAAUCUUGGUGAAGAUAUCGAGGUGACGUCUGUGAGAGAGGUGCAGGAAGAGACGGGUGUCCGUUCAGAUUUCAAGUCGGUGAUUGCCUUUCGUCAACUUCAUGAUCACCCGAACGCGUUCGGCCGAUCGGACAUCUACGCCGUAUGCCGCCUCUCGCCGCUGACCUUUGACCUCGCGCCGUGCAAGCACGAGGUCGCGUUCUGCGCGUGGAUGCGCGUCGACGAGUUUGUCGUUCACGAGCAGACGACUGCGUUCGGGCGCAGCGUCGGUCGGCUUCUCAUGCAUGGCCUCGAGCGUGGCUUCAGCGCUGUCGACGUGACGUCACACGAGCUCGAGUAUGCACAGUCGCAGGCACGAGCGAAAACCUACAAGCAGGGGCUUAUCAGUAGUCGCAUCGCGAGGUGA